Messenger RNA from Larimichthys crocea (large yellow croaker), 1132 nucleotides. Its product is annotated as protein FAM107B. The record is from RefSeq and is a predicted model, not a curated record. Gene Ontology annotation, biological process: actin filament polymerization; actin filament bundle assembly; regulation of actin cytoskeleton organization. Gene Ontology annotation, cellular component: neuron projection; stress fiber; synapse. NCBI's taxonomy places the organism in Eukaryota, Metazoa, Chordata, Actinopteri, Sciaenidae. The transcript has 4 exons. The coding region runs from base 241 to 675 and encodes 144 amino acids.
UCAACAACUAAAAGUCAGUCCCAAGUUUAUUCUUCAGCAGCUUCUUUCCCAGUUACUUUCUCCUUUUCUCUUCUUCUUUGGCCUCUUCAAGCCUCCAUAGAGCCUGCUGAACCUGGUUAUAUUGCCCACUUGCCCAGCUCCAGUGGCACAACACCAGCUCCGAUCCCCAUCAGCAUUUGUCCAUGGCCUGGGCAUGAAAACCUCCUCUUCCCAGUGGACCAAAAUGCCUGUGCCUCUGUAAUGCAGACACAAGACACUGAACACCAAGACCGCUACUCAGAGCUUCAGGGUCCUCCAAUGCAGAUUGGGGAGGAGUCCAAUAGUCUCAUCAGAUCCAAAAAAACUCUAAAUUCUUUAAUGGUCUCCAAGAGCCACCAGGAGCUCCACAAAGAACUGCGGAUGACCCACAAGAGGAGAGUGUCGCAAGAAGGAAAGAGUGAACUCCUGCGGGCUUUAGAGAAGAGAAAAUGGGAACAAAGGAUGAAGGCUGACAGGGAUCGGGAGGUCGCAGAGAAGAACAGAUCUCCGCUUUAUCAAGAGCUGUUGAAAAGACAUCAGAGGCUAGAAAAGCUGGAAAGAGACAAAGGACAACAGCGGGAGGGGCCAGAGUUCCUCCGAGUCAAAGAGAGGCUGAGAAGAACUGCAGUGAUGGAUGCGGGAGAAAAACAAGAGUGACAGUUAUGAUUUGUCAUUGUGUGUUGCGUGUUUUGAGUUGACAGUCAGCUCAAUAGACUGUUGGGAAUAUCUACAGGCUGUAUUAAGUCAAAAUUGGAGCUUAGGCUUUUUUUUGUCUGUCUGUUGUUGUUAAAGCUGCUCAGCAUUAAUUUGAUAAAUUAAGUCAGUCGGAUAAGGUGAAGGAAGAUGUUUGGCAGCAAAUCGCCUACAUGAUUUACAGAAGAGUGUUGCUGUUUGGACCCACAUGCUUUAAUAAUUAGAAAUUAAAGUGUGUGUAUAUAGAUUAGUGUUUCCACUUAAAUAACACCCUUAAGUCUAUAUGACUGCUAUAUAGACUGCUGAAUCUUUAUGUAAACAAUGAUGGCAGCUGAGGAGUGGAUGUGCCAUAUAUACAGUAGCUGCACAAAAUUAAAUUAUCCCCUUAAUAUGUGAUUUUUUUUAUGUGUCUGCACUAUGU